AUGGCGACCGGUAUCGAAAUCGCUGGCCUCGUCUUGGGAUCUCUGCCGUUGCUGCUUGCAGGAUUAGAGUUCUACGGAAAAGGUAUCGCUGUGACGAAACGAUAUUGGAGGUACGGCAGAGAGGUCGAGAUGCUGGUUGGCGAGUUGAGGGGCGAAACUGCUGUGUACCAAAACAGCAUCGAAUCACUGGUCUUGGGCGUUGUCGAUGCGAGAGACGUGGCGGAGUUCCUGGCAGACCCUGGUGGCGAACUUUGGGCAAAGGUGAGCUUCGAGCGGAAGCUAAGAAAACGUCUUGGCGCAAGCUACAGUCCUUAUCUGGAUACUAUCCUCAGAUUGAGGGCUGCGGUCGAAAAAUUCAAAGAAAGAUUGAGGCUUGGAAGCUCAGGUCAACCUCAAUUUUCAGACGAAAAUACCUUCAAAGAGAACUACAAACGCCUCAAGUUCAGUCUUAGUAAAGCAGACUACAAUGAUCUGAUGACUACAAUUCGUCAAGCAAAUACGGUUCUGAAUCGCUUGACUGUUCAGAGACAAAACAUCGAGGCUCAGCAGCGCGUUGACCGCUCGUCAAUUCCCAAUUUCCAGAUCAUCAACGAACGGGCCCAAGGCUUCUAUUCAGCCAUAAACUCAGGAUGGACUUGUCUUUGCCAAGCAGAUCAUGCUAUCAGUUUACGUUUGGAACCUCGAAUGGUGGAUGUGUCAAGCGAUGAUGACGAAGAAGAAGACGAAGAAGACGAGGCUCCAAUGCGCGACCCAUUCCACGUCCUCUUUCAGUACGGACCCACUCAAUCCAUCGUGAAUAGUGUCAAGUUAAACCCAUGGACAUGGGACGAAGCAGAUAUCCACGUUACCUGUGAAAGUGUAACAUCCAUACCCAAAGGCACAGUGUGUGCUGUUCAAAAUGGCAAAGGUGUACGGUUUGUGUCGCACGCCAAACGAGCUGUCAAAGCUGCAUUGGAACCAGAGCCCAAUCUGCAGCCUAUCAAAGACUUGUGCUCAGCUAUUUGUACACUUCAGAAACCUCAUCGCGAUGUUUGUCUGACGCUACUCGAGAAUGAGAUAGUAAAACAAAGAUACGGGCUGAAGAUAUAUCCAACCAGGACGCUGCCAUCCGAUACCGAACAAUGGACGGUCUCCACAUUGCGAAGCGCUCUGCAGCGUAAGCGCCGCUUUCCCAAUCGCGAACGUGUACGUUUAGCUAUCAUUCUGGCCUCAAGUGUCUUGCAACUUCACGAGACACCCUGGCUUGAAAACAACUGGGGGCUUGACAACAUAUACUUUGUUGAACGUCCUGGCUUUCCUUUGUAUGAUCAGCCGUUUGUAUCCCCUGGGCUUGAUACAAAUGUCUCUUCUCAAACGAACACUAUCCCAAAGCAACUAGGACGGAUAAUCCAGAAUCAACCACUGUUUGCGCUAGGAGUUGCUUUGAUCGAACUGUGGUACGGCGAGACGCUGUCUGACCUCCACGAAGAUGAGGAUGGGCCGCGAGAUCCCGCCGAUCUGCAGGGUAGCUUCCUCACAAGACUCAACACAGCAUACAGGUUGGCUGAUGAGCUUGCCGAUGACGCUGGCGCGAAGUAUAGUGAUGCUGUCAGAAGGUGUAUACGCUGUGAUUUUAGUCUUCGCGCGAAUAGUCUCGAGGAUGUACAACUGCAGAAAGCUGUGUUUCAAGGGGUUGUUACUCAACUCAAGGCUACACAUGACUUCAUGUGUUGA
Ascochyta rabiei is the source of this 1713-nucleotide messenger RNA. RefSeq lists its product as uncharacterized. Lineage: Eukaryota; Fungi; Ascomycota; Dothideomycetes; Pleosporales; Didymellaceae. The record is from RefSeq and is a predicted model, not a curated record. The transcript has 2 exons. The coding region runs from base 1 to 1713 and encodes 570 amino acids.